UGAUGUGACAGGCUAAGGCCAGGUGGUACUGUUGUUUUUCGGUUGUUUUCGUUUCCACUAUCAGAAAGUUCAGUAACGAUGUCGUAUAGAUUUUCAGGAAUUAUCGUUAGUAACUUUGGCUUAUAGUUUUGAAAUUCAGCAAAAAAUCUCAUUUUUGUAGACAAAUAAGUCUCUACAAUCCGUUUUUUCCCAGCAGCAAAAUGACUUCCGAGUCGCUACAGUACGAUGCUGCCCUCGGGGGCCCGAUUAAGCUUCCGGUGGAAAUCGAUUCGGUCCAGUUCAACGAGGCGCGAAUAAACGAAUUGAAAAGUUUCCUCCUGACCAUCGCAAACACCGAGAAGCAGACUAAACUGAUGCACCAAUCGUUGCCCCUUCAUAUGCGACGAAGAGCCAUGAGUUACAAUCCCAAGAGACUUCCGAGAAAGUUUCGCAAGGCACACAUCUCGCAGUAUUCCAAAAGUGGGCUCCCGGAGAGGAAGAAGAGGCCUUCUAGGAAGUAUAGGAGGAAGGCGCGGAACCUGCUUCAAGAAUACAACAGACGGAAGCGAACCAAUAUGUGGCUGGAGACGCAUAUUUGGCAUGCCAAGCGAUUCCAUAUGAUCCCGAAGUGGGGAUACAAGAUUCCUUACACUCCCACCAAUAAAGGCUACAGAGCGUGCUAUCGAGCCACGGCGAAGCACUGCCUUCUCCAAGAUAUCUCGUACUACGGAUGCAUCGAGAUUCAGGGCCCCGAAGAUGUUUUGAAGAGCGAUUUGAAGAGGAUGUGCAGCGAGAAGGUGGGACUGACCAUUGCUGCUAAGGCUUUCCUAGGCGGUAAAAGAUCGGGGAACGUUUGGAUGUACAGAAAGGAUCAAUAUCCCAAUCAGUGUUUGGGCAAAGUCAAAUUUGUUUGGAAUAGCGAACCACUUAAGGAUGGCAGGAGAAUGUUAUGGCUAUUUGCACAUCCUGCAUUUUAUGGCAAACUGGUGGAGGAACUUAUUAUUCUGUUUGAUUUGAGGAAUGCUUAUCGCGACGAUCUAAUGGAUCUAGAUAAUCCACUGGAUGUAUCAAAAGUUACCAAGAACUCAGGUACAGUUCGUAUUCCAAAGUACGUUAGUUCAAAGUUCUCAAUCGAACUCAAAGAAUUGAAAGAUACGUUAAAUUACUUUCGUUUAACUGGCCCAUUGUCCCAUGCAAUUCUGAGCAAAGCCUUUAAACCUUACACUCAAUCCAAUAACGAGAAUUCGAAAGAUUGGCACUCGGAUUGGAUAAGAACUGCCAAUAAUGAAAAAUCUACCAAACAACAAAUCAACUUCUGGGAACAGACGAAGGACCUGACCACCCCUGGAGCCUUGAGUCCCGGCUUGGUGAUCGGUUUACUGGCAGAAGACCCCCGCCUGAAUCGAAAGAAGAAACGAACCAAAGCCCUCCCAGACCUAAUUGCAACCAAUCGUGAUUUGCCGGAAAUUGAUUCAUAUUUAGCCAGUUCUCCCAUCUGGACGGAAUCGAUAAGGGAUACCGUCACCAAGAAAAUGCUAUCAACCCACCAAUUGAACGAGUUGAGAACCAGCCAAGGUCUAGUCCCAGGCGAAACAUGCUCUUUCGAGGCUAACAUCCAACCCGUCCCGUUGCUUUUGAUGCAGAAUCCAGGCUCGCAAGAUGCCGAAUUCAAACAGCUUGGCUAUGGAGCUGGGUGGGAUCUAAUUGCCCCUUCCGGCUAUGGGCUUGCCAUAUGGCAAACAUUGAUCAUGUGGGGGGCGAAACCUGCUGGGCUGAAGGAGACCGAAAUGCAAGCGCUCGAGUCGGGAAUCGAUACCAUGCGGGUACCGGAUACGGUUUUAGGUCGAACGGAAGCCGACGUGGAACACGAGAACAAAUGGAACAAAUACUUUGCCAAACCUAACAAUCGGCGCGUAAACUACAAGAAGCUGUCCAUCGCAUCUCCGUUCCGUUGUCCCUGGACGCAGCUGAUAUCGGAAUGGGGAGGACCGGAGGAGGGCAAUUUCCACGUUCUUCGUGACCAGGAAACGCUGAGUAAAAUUCAUCACGCCUUAAAUCGCAAAUUCAAUCUAAAAUCGGCUCAGAUGACCCCUUCGUCACUCAUUCCGGUGUAUCUGACCAUGAAAACCCGAGGAAAUCCGGGCGACAUCGCCUUAAUUUGUCUACCUCUUCGUUCGGAUUUCCGAGAGAACAAGCAAAAAAGGCAACACACCGAUUUCAGCCCGGUGCAUACGGAACCGCUUCGCAAAGAUCCGGAGCAAAAAGAAAGAAUCCUGCUGCGCAAACAACAUUUGCGACUUUUGAAGCGACUGCGCAAUAGAAGAAUCCGCCAGAAGAAAGCUCGCCAACGUAAGAAUCCGGGAACUUUGAUUCGCAUCGCGAAACCUCAAAAUGAAAAACUCAUCAGAGACCAACUGGCCAAAAUGCGGGAAUUGUGGCUUCCCGCCAAACCGGAAAGCAUUCGGAACCAGUGCAGCCGGGAAUGCUUCGGCUAUGUUACGCAGUGCAACUUUAGUCUGUCCGAAGCCAAGGUUACCGCUUUGGGAUACGUGACGACCAAGGGCCUGGAGAAGCUGUAUAAAACGUGCACCAAGGGUACGUUUAAAGUGCUCGUUCGGGGCACUAAGUCACGCUGCUAUCGCUUUGCUACGAUUAAGAUACGAACCGACUGACGUUCUUCUUGUUUAAAGUGUUCUUUACUUAUUAUAAUAAAACGAAAUGUUGAAUUAA
This is a messenger RNA of Aedes aegypti (yellow fever mosquito), 2709 nucleotides long. RefSeq names its product ribonucleases P/MRP protein subunit POP1 (gene Pop1). The transcript is spliced from 3 exons. The record is from RefSeq and is a predicted model, not a curated record. Lineage: Eukaryota; Metazoa; Arthropoda; Insecta; Diptera; Culicidae. The coding region runs from base 201 to 2651 and encodes 816 amino acids. Gene Ontology annotation, biological process: tRNA 5'-leader removal. Gene Ontology annotation, cellular component: ribonuclease MRP complex; nucleolar ribonuclease P complex.